AUGGUAUGCAACCUAUUGGCGGCAAGCAUAUUGUUGCUUGGGGACAAGCAACAUUUCGGCGGGGCGGUUGAGAUUCAAGUACGGAAGAUCUAUUGUGUCAAUAGGGCUAUACCGGUUCUUCCGAUUAACAUUGAGGACGCAGCACGGGGCGAGAUGGAAUUUGAAAAGUUUGCUAUUAUUUAUGUUGUUGUGGAUUGUGCUGUGUCAGAUGGCAUGCUAUAUGGCCCCAUGAACACCGGCCUUAAAUUCAGAGAAUUUUUAUUGUCAGAGAGCUUUGUUGGGAUCCAUACCCCGAAACUGAUUCAAGGAUCCAGCGAGGGUGGUGCAUCCGUAUUCAACCUUUUAUACAAUGGUCAGCCUGCUUGUUUAGGACAAUCUCCUCAGUUGCACAAGCAAAUGGCUAUUUGUGGUGGGUUUGAACGUGUAUUCGAGAUUGGUCCUGUGUUUAGAGCAGAAAAUUCCCACACACACAAGCAUCUGUGUGAGUUUAUAGGUCUUGAUGCUGAAAUGGAGAUUAAGGAGCACUAUUUUGAGGUUUGUGAUAUUGUAGAUGGUUUAUUUGUCUCAAUAUUUAAACAUUUGAAUGAAAACUGCAAGAUGGAACUCGAGGCAAUAAAUAGGCAGUAUCCGUUUGAACCACUAAAGUUUCUGGAUCAAACCCUGAAGCUCACUUAUGAGGAAGGAAUUCAAAUGUUGAAGGAAGCUGGAACAGAAAUUGAACCCAUGGGUGACCUCAAUACUUAUGCUGAGAAAAAGCUUGGUCGCCUUGUCAAGGAAAAGUAUGGCACAGAUUUUUUCAUUCUCUAUCAGUAUCCUCUGGCCGUACGACCAUUCUACACCAUGCCUUGUUAUAACAACCCAGCUUACAGCAAUUCUUUCGAUGUCUUCAUUCGAGGCGAGGAGAUAAUUUCUGGAGCACAAAGAAUACAUGUACCUGGGCUGUUGGACAAACGUGCUGCAGAGUGUGGAAUUGAUGUCAGUACUAUCUCGACAUACAUUGAAUCAUUCAGUUAUGGUGCACCUCCUCAUGGCGGUUUUGGGGCAGGCUUGGAAAGAGUUGUCAUGCUGUUCUGCGGCCUGAAAAACAUCAGGAUGACUUCACUCUUCCCGCGUGACCCACGGCGGCUUGUUCCUUAA
Molecule: messenger RNA, 1137 nt
Organism: Panicum virgatum (switchgrass)
Lineage: Eukaryota; Viridiplantae; Streptophyta; Magnoliopsida; Poales; Poaceae
Product: aspartate--tRNA ligase 2, cytoplasmic-like
Exons: 10
Coding region: 1-1137 (378 amino acids)
Biological process (GO): aspartyl-tRNA aminoacylation
Cellular component (GO): cytoplasm; aminoacyl-tRNA synthetase multienzyme complex; cytosol
Molecular function (GO): RNA binding; ATP binding; aspartate-tRNA ligase activity
Source: RefSeq, a predicted model, not a curated record